This is a messenger RNA of Notolabrus celidotus (New Zealand spotty), 1822 nucleotides long. RefSeq names its product SRY-box transcription factor 8a (gene sox8a). The record is from RefSeq and is a predicted model, not a curated record. Lineage: Eukaryota; Metazoa; Chordata; Actinopteri; Labriformes; Labridae. Gene Ontology annotation, cellular component: nucleus. Gene Ontology annotation, molecular function: RNA polymerase II cis-regulatory region sequence-specific DNA binding; DNA-binding transcription factor activity, RNA polymerase II-specific. Gene Ontology annotation, biological process: morphogenesis of an epithelium; negative regulation of transcription by RNA polymerase II; neural crest cell development.
CGGAGGGUGGAGGGACGAUUUUAAAACUCUAACUCAAGUUGCUGUAACGUGCAGCUCCUCAGCUCACAUUGUGGACCACAACUUUCACGACUGCACCUCCCAUGACAGCCUAGGAAAACAACCCCGACGAAGACAAACAAACAGGGAAGCAGAGGGAAAACAACGGGCUCGUAUUGACUGAAAGCGUUGAAGGACUUAACUGUGGCGCACCGUGCGUAAAAGGCGCACUGGCCACUUCGCUGCGCGCUUGAAGUCGUUUUGAAUUUAUAUUCUUUUGAAAAUUCAUUUUCGGAUUUCCCCACAAGUGGUUGAACAAAUAAUGCUGAAGAUGACAGAGGAGCAUGAUAAAUGCGUCAGCGACCAGCCGUGCAGUCCGUCGGGCACAAACAGCUCCAUGUCCCAGGACGAGUCCGACUCCGAUGCUCCGUCUUCUCCGACAGGCUCCGACGGACAAGGAUCCCUGCUCGCCGGUUUAGGCAAGAAACUGGACUCCGAGGAUGAUGACCGGUUCCCGGCUUGCAUACGGGACGCCGUAUCUCAGGUCCUUAAAGGAUACGACUGGUCCUUGGUGCCCAUGCCCGUGAGAGGGAACGGGUCCCUGAAGAAUAAACCUCACGUCAAGAGACCUAUGAAUGCGUUUAUGGUUUGGGCGCAGGCGGCCCGCAGAAAGCUGGCGGAUCAGUAUCCACACCUGCACAACGCCGAGCUGAGCAAGACACUGGGGAAAUUGUGGCGUUUGCUCUCUGAAAGUGAGAAGAGGCCGUUUGUAGAGGAAGCAGAGAGGCUGCGUGUUCAGCACAAGAAAGACCAUCCAGACUACAAGUACCAGCCCCGGCGUCGAAAGAAUGUGAAACCGGGCCAGAGUGACUCGGAUUCAGGAGCAGAACUGGCACACCACAUGUACAAGGCUGAACCUGGGAUGGGAGGACUGGCAGGGAUAACUGACGGUCAUCACCACCCUGAACAUGCAGGGCAGCCUCAUGGUCCCCCGACACCACCCACUACCCCCAAAACAGACCUGCACCAUGGGGUGAAGCAGGAUCUGAAACAUGAAGGCCGUCGUCUGAUCGACAGCAGCAGGCAGAACAUUGACUUCAGCAACGUCGACAUCUCUGAGCUCAGCACUGAUGUCAUCAGCAACAUGGAGACUUUCGACGUGCACGAGUUCGACCAGUACCUCCCGCUCAACGGCCACGCCUCAAGCUCCUCCACCCUGCCUUCAGACCACAGCCAUGGGCCUGCACCUGGUGGCUCUUAUGCUUCUUCAUACAGCCAUGCAGGCACAAAUGGGUCAGUGUGGAGCCGCAAGAGCACCAUCUCUUCUUCUCAAUCUGCUGGAGAUGGGGGCCAACACCGGCUUCACAUUAAAACGGAGCAACUGAGCCCGAGCCACUACAGUGAGCACUCCCAGGUCCCCCCACAUUCUGAUUACGGCUCCUACAGCAGUCAGGCCUGUGUUACCUCUGCCGCUUCAGCCUCCUCCUCUUUCUCCAGUUCGCAGUGUGACUAUACUGACAUCCAGAGCUCCAACUAUUACAACCCAUAUUCUGGCUACCCCUCUAGCCUCUACCAGUAUCCCUACUUCCACUCAUCCAGGCGGCCCUACGGCAGCCCCAUCCUCAACAGCCUGUCCAUGGCUCCUGCCCACAGCCCCACAGCCUCCAGCUGGGACCAGCCCGUCUACACCACGCUGUCACGACCAUAAGAGGACAAAAACAGUGAACUCGCACCAGAGACUCAUUCAGAUCGAUGCACUAUUAAUGAAGGAAGUUAAGGAGCAGGUGGAGAAAUGUGUGAGACCGUUGAACGUCAAAAAAACAAA